Messenger RNA from Misgurnus anguillicaudatus (oriental weatherfish), 813 nucleotides. Lineage: Eukaryota; Metazoa; Chordata; Actinopteri; Cypriniformes; Cobitidae. The record is from RefSeq and is a predicted model, not a curated record.
GUUAAACAUUUAAUUAAUUCUUUGUGCUCAAUGAAACUGUUACUCAACAAGGUUAUUUUUUUUAUUUUUCAGAGCGAUGAGAAGAAUAAAAUUUUUAAACAAAAGAAGUGGGAGGUCACCAUGAGGGCCUUGGCGGAGCUGGCGUCCAGCAAACCUGCCAUCCCCAUGGUGACCUUGGUGGAGCUGCAGGAAAGUGCAAUUGAGCGAAAUGAUGACUCCGCUGCCUCCACCACUAUCUCCCCCUCCAUGUGCCAUCCCUGCCACACGUAAUGUCAGCCCCACAGUCACCUCCCCACCUGUCACCUUUUCCCUCAGCCCCACAGUCACCUCCCCACCUGCCACCUUUUCCCUCAGCCCCACAAUCACCUCCCCACCUGCCAACUUUUCCCUCAGCCGCACAGUCACCUCCCCACCUGCCACCUUUUCCUUCAGCCCCACUGUCACCUCCCCCCCUGCCACCUCAACUAGCCCUGAUUUCCACAUGUCUUUCUCCCCCUUCCCCGAAUUCCUUCCCACCUUCCUUCCUCCUCCUCCAACCCCCCCCCCCCUUUAACCCACUCUUGAUGAAUUUGUCACCAUGUGACUAUUAUAUGGAGAGGACCCCCUCCCCUAUUACAAGGGAGGAGGCAGACCUAAUAGAGGAGCUGUUGGGAAUCACUUGUGAUGUGGGGAAACCGAAUGACGAGAUCGAGGAGCAACCACAACAAGACAUGGCGACAGAGAUCGCGAAUACUUUAGGUUUUAGUUUUUUAAAGGACCUAGAAUUUUAAUUUAAUUAAUUCAAUAAAAUGUAUUUUAAUCUGUGUUUUUUGA